AUGAAUUCAAAUGAAUUACCAGUACGAUCACGUCAUCGUCAUCGUCAACAUAGAAGAAGACAGUUAUCAUCAGAUGAAAUUGAUACUAUAGAACUCGAUUCUAUACCAUCUUCAGCACAGAUCAAUAAACGAACAGUAGCAGUUUUUCUUCCUACUACAGAACAGGAACACGAACAUGCUGUUGAAUCACCAUUAGUGAAAAUAAUUUUAAGAAAACGACGGAAAGCUUGGGCUAAACUUGUUGCACCCGUUGAUGAAAGUAAAAUAAAAAAAAAUACAGAAUCUUUUACAGCAAAAUUUACAAAAUUAUUUUCAAAAAUUCCAUCACCAAUUCAAUCCUUAUUGGGUUUUAUUGAACAUCGUAGUGGUUUUACAAUUCGUUCUUAUUUUGAAUUUAUUGUUUGGUUAUUUUAUUUAAAUAUUUUUACAUUUAUUCUUUGUUUUACCUGUAUAAUAAUGCCAACAUAUAUCUAUCCAAAUUCAAUAGAAUUUUCUUCGUAUGCAAUGAAUGAAUAUAAUAAAAUCAAUGAUAUUCCAAUAUAUAAUUAUUCUGACCAGUGUACAUUAACUGAUCCACAAUGUGAAUCGCUUAAUAUACCAUUAUCAAGUCAAGAUAAUGUUUCUAAUAAUUCAUGCUUAGAUAAUUCUUAUACUGCUAGUAGUUGUUGUUCAUUACAUACAGAAUCAUAUUUCGUAAAUUCAUCACGUGAUGGUGAGAAUGAUUGGACAGAAUAUUUAAUCGAUCUUAUUGAUGGAACGGGAUCUCUCACUCUCAAUCGAUUAUUUAUUGGUUAUUAUCGAAAUUUAACGAAAUCGAAUGAUGAUGGAUCUUAUUUUCAAACAUAUAAUAUGGGUUUAGCUGUAUUUUUAACAAUAUUUGCUUGUCUUUUAGUAACGGGUAUUAUUAUUGUUCGAAAAUUUGGUGAUGGUAUGAGAAAAAGUUAUGUACAAAAUGAAUCAUUUGAAAAUAAUCUUUUUCAAUAUAUAUUUGCUCGAUGGAAUUAUCGUUCUGUUCAUAAUGUUCUUGCUCGUCGACAUGAACAACGUUUUAAAAGUGAAAUAAAAAACAUUUUAUUUGAACUUGAUGAUAAACGAAGUUUUAAAUUUGAACGAGCAAAAGAUAAAAUUAUCUUUCAAAUUCAACGUCUAUGUCUUUGGCUUAUUACAAUUAUUAUAUUUGGUGGAGCAAUUACUAUUCUUUAUUUUACUCACCGAUUUUCCUUUCAAGAAAGAGCAAAAAAAGAAAUGAACAAUGAUGUAACUGGAUCAAAUCGUUUCCUCGAUAUGCUUAUUGAAUACUUACCUUCCAUAAUAGUUUCAGUAAUUAAUUUAACAUCGCAAUUAGUCUUUGCUUAUAUGAGAGAUUUUAAAUUAUAUACACGUACUAGUGCUCUUCGACAUUAUUUAAUCAGAGUCAUUAUUAUGCGAUUAGUUUUACUUUUUUCUUUUGUUUUUAUUAUCAUAUUACAAAUAACAUGUAAUAGCAAUCAAUGUGGAAGACAAUCGGAGUUAAUUGAAUGCGCAGAAAUUAAAGGCAAAGCAACUUUUAUACAUUGUUGGGAAACAUUAAUUGGUCAAGCUAUUUAUAGAUUGGUUCUUACAGAUACAGUUGUUAUGUUAAUUGUUCAUCUUAUUGUUGAUCCAAUACGAACUUUAUUAAGACGCUGUUUUUUUCCCGAACAAGUUGUACAAGAACAAGAUGGAACGACAAUAAAAAUUCAUGCAGCACCUAAAACUUGGUUUCUAUUUCAACCAUUAGAAUUUGAAGUAGGAGAUUAUGUAUUAGAUCUAACCUAUUCGCAAACAUUAUGCUGGCAUGGAAUACUUUUCUGUCCAUAUUUACCAUUAAUUGCUGCAGUUAAAAAUAUAAUUAUCUUUGCUACUAAAUCAUUAAGUUUAGCUUUCUUUCGAAAAAGAUCCGGAUUGGAAUUAAGUCCUGCUCGAGCUCGAUAUAUAUUUACAAGUGUGCUACUUUUUUCUUUUGUCUGGGCUUUAUUACCAAUUGCUUUUCUUUCAACAUCACUUCGACCAUCACGUGGUUGUGGGCCAUUUCGAUUGUACAGUCAUGAACCUGACUUUUAUUUGUAUUAUUCAGUUCGCAAUGUUUUUUCACAAGUUCAAAAUCGAAUUUUAGUUCAACUUCUAUUCAAACUUACUAGUGCUGUAGUUAUUGUUCCACUAGUAUUAAUUCUAAUUUUAAUAUCAUGUAUUUUAAUUAUUCGACGUAAUAGUUAUCGAGGAGCAUCAGUGGAACUUUAUAAAUUAUUGUAUUCGUCACAUAAAACACAUCAACUGGCUGUAAACAAUCCAACUGUUAUGUCAGUAGCUUUAUAA
This is a messenger RNA of Adineta steineri, 2334 nucleotides long. The record is from the annotation of a GenBank genome assembly. NCBI's taxonomy places the organism in Eukaryota, Metazoa, Rotifera, Eurotatoria, Adinetida, Adinetidae.